Messenger RNA from Caenorhabditis sp. 36 PRJEB53466, 1650 nucleotides. Lineage: Eukaryota; Metazoa; Nematoda; Chromadorea; Rhabditida; Rhabditidae. The record is from the annotation of a GenBank genome assembly.
AUGGAUACAACGAUGGACAACAGUUUUCAACUGAGAUAUCCGAGUAGUCCGCAAUUAUGGAACUUCAUCCUGGAGCGCGCACACUCCGCACCCGACGACACAAUCGACAUGGAGAGCGAGGAAUUCUGGAGGGGAUUCAUCGCGGCGACCGGGACUGAGAAGAGCAUCAGAAAUCUGCGAAGACAGUGAUAAUCAAUUCGAAUUAAAACAGCGAAACACUAGUUUCUUUGCAGUUUCCGCAAUGAUCUCUCGCCAAACCUCGAGGAGAUGGAUUUCGAUAGAGAGACCAAGAAGUUGUUGUCCAAGUGCCUCAAAAUUCGUGUGAAUGACGAGAACCAACGCGAGGAACUACUCAUUUGCUCGUCGUCGGGUGACGACGACGAUUUCAGCAUUAGAAGGUCACGAUGCGCUGCGAGAAAACGAGUGCUCGGUCCGGAUAGUUCGGACGAAGAGCGCGAGAACGCGAAAAGAGCAAUGAUUGAGGAGGAGCCGAAGCACGACAGCGAAGACGAUGUUAUUGUGCUGUCGUCGGAUGGCGAAGAAGCGCCAGAAGUUGAAGAGUAUCGGGAAAAAGAAGAAGAACAAGAAAAUGAACAAGACGUUGUGGAGGAGAUCAUUGAAAAUGCGGAUGAAGAAGUUCUAGAGAAAGAAGUGCAAAUUGUGGCGCCGCCCGAGUUGCCGGAACAUAACGAGCAGGAGGAGAGAGAGGACGUCGAUCCGGUCUGGGUGUCGGGAAAUGCGACGGCCGAAUCGGUGAGGUUGGUGAAACCGGAACCGCCGGAGGUGUUCUGGCCAAAGUACUUCCAACAAAUAGGACCACCGCAGGAGCUUCAGCAGCAGCCGCAGCAGUCAGAAGAGGUGGAGAUGGUCCCCAGAGUGCUCAUAAAACGGGAACCGGUGAUGGAACCGGCGAGGAUCGUCAACGAGUCGGUGGCCGAUUCGACGCGCGGAUGGAGCAUGGAUGAGUUCUUCACUUCACUCAAAAAUGUAAUCAUCGAGUCGAUGAGCGAGCUGGUGUACAGCAUCAGAGACGGCGAUCCGACGAGCGCACGGUGAGACAAUCGAAAUUUUAGAAAUUCUGCUCCGAAGCUCACAGAAGAAUGGUUUCCGAACGACACUGGCAGCUGAUAGUGAGCGAAAACUCCAGUUUCUGGAAAUCUAUUGAACAUUUUCAGACGUUUGAGCGCUCAAAAUAUGCGCACAUUCAGUAGUUUUCGAGAAUUUUAAGUUUUCGCUCAGCAAACCAUUCUUCUGCGAGACACAGAAUAAAUCUUACAAAGAUAGAAUUUCUCUGCUUAGUUGAAAAGAGGGGUCAAGACGCAAUAGUUUCAGUCAUCCGGGAAGCAGAUAUUCAUCUGCGAUCGCAUCGAAUCAACCGGGACCCAGUUCCCGUCCGGACAAGAACGAUUCGUCGCCAAACGAGAGAAUCAAAGUAAAGAAGUUUGUGGCCGAGCUGAAAAGAGUGCUCGGAGGCAUCGACUGCCCGGGUCUCGACCCGCUCCGUCACAAGAUGGAUGUCGUCAUUCAGAAUGCCCAGAAUAAAGUAAUUUGAGGGAUGUUUCGUGUGGAAAUGUCUAUUUAUUGCAGGAAGUAUCGCUCGAACGUCUCCGCCGCGCCUUCGAGACCGCCGUCGCAAUCCUAUCCGGAUGA